Phanerochaete carnosa HHB-10118-sp is the source of this 1434-nucleotide messenger RNA. RefSeq lists its product as uncharacterized. Lineage: Eukaryota; Fungi; Basidiomycota; Agaricomycetes; Polyporales; Phanerochaetaceae. The record is from RefSeq and is a predicted model, not a curated record. Bases 1 to 1434 code for a protein of 477 amino acids. The transcript has 8 exons.
AUGACCAUUGCCAUUCCCCAAUUGCCUGCUGGAUGGACCUUCGUGGACAAGCACUACGUGAGACCUACAGUCGGCACUGAGUUUGACAUGGCCCGACUAAACCGCCUCUGUGAUGGCCAGUUCAACUUCUGCUUCGGUUUCACGCUCAAUACAGAUAUUCCGAAUCUUCCUGAGGCCGUCGUGGAGGCGUUGGUUCGUGUGAGAUUCUCUGCACCCCUGAUCGCGGCCAGUAUAGAGCCUCUCGCAGGGUCUCCAGACAAUUUUCAAUGGGUCUAUGCGCCGAUGAAGAGCAAAGACGAUGCUCUGGCGUGGGCCAGGGCGACUCUCAUCGUGCACGAAACGACUUCCACUGACGAGCAAGUGAUCAACUCCAUCACCGACAUUCGACUCCCCUACCAUAUUGGGGACAGGCGUGAGCAAGUCUUUGCUUGCCACCUCAUUCUCCGUCCAAACGGCGAGCACGCUCUGUUCAUGCAUGGGUCACAUGCUGUACUUGAUGCUCGACCCACUAUGCACACUCUUCGACACCUGUUUCAUGUCAUCGUUCACCAUGACGAUGAGCCUUGUCUUGACCAACUUCCGUACGGCGGCGAGGUCGCGAGCUUGCCGGUGGACAUUAUCCAACUGCUCGGCAAGGAUCUGCUGGAGGCAGCCAAAACGAGUGGGAUACGGCUGCCGGAGCAGCUCAAUAAGAACUUGCCUUCUAUCGGGCUCGCUCCCCAGCGUAAUGACAUCACGGCGCCUGCUCUGCGGGCGUGCGUUGGCGCCACCAUCAAUACCGACAAGCUACGUUCCGUGCUGUCGGCUCUUAAGGCAAUCGGGUUUAGCUUCACCUUGCUCUGCGACGCCGCGAUCGCUCUUACGACCAUCAAACGUAACUGUAACCUCGAUGCCGACUGGCAAUAUAUCCAUGACAAUACUAUAAUUGCUCUCCAGAGAUACUUUCCUUCCGGAUAUUCAGAGGAACGGCACAUCGCAUCGAGCAUGGCCUAUGUUCCACUCGUCCUCUCCCCUCAAAGUAUCAACAUGGACUCGCCGCUUUGUGACCAACUCGUGGAGGUUAUGUCCGCCUUGCGUAAGGAAUACACCGACUACUUCAGCCAGCCAGCCCUCCCCUUCGCCAAUAUUGUGGCUCGCACCGAGCUGCGAUCAUUGCCCUUGAAUCCACACCGCCCUUUCUUUACCAACAUUGGAGUCAUUGACAAGUUUGUCCCUUCCAUGUGGGUCGGCGGGAACAACGACAAGCUACACUUAGAGCUCGGGGAGCUCAAGUUUGGCCAUCGCAUCAUCAAUAUGCGGUGCCCAGUGAUGCAUGCAUGGACAUUCCGAGACGUAUUUCAUUUGCAGAUACAAUUCCUUGAUGUUUAUGAUAUGGAGUACCUUCAAUCGCUUCUCGACGAAAUUAUCACGACUAUGUUGGGCAUUGUGAACUAA